AUGUCUAGUUCGAGAAUAUCAUCAUCUCCCGCUAACUCGCCGGCCGCCACUGGCUCGAGCACCGGCCGACCUUCAUCUCCCGUCCCCCCUGGAGGCGCACGAACUGCCAUUCGACGAAGAGCUGCCGCUGAUCAGAAGGAGAAGAUCGCCAAUGCACGACCGAGCAGCACCAGAGCCGCGGGUGCUGGCGGUAGCAGCAGCACGAUGCUGAGACUUUACACGGACGAAUCCCCUGGCCUGAAGGUUGAUCCCGUUGUCGUUUUGGUUCUUUCCCUAGUCUUCAUCUUCAGUGUUGUUGCUUUACACGUUAUUGCGAAGAUUACUCGACGAUUCUCAAACUAA
Messenger RNA from Hypoxylon fragiforme, 342 nucleotides. Its product is annotated as Sec61beta family-domain-containing protein. Gene Ontology annotation, biological process: intracellular protein transport. Bases 1 to 342 code for a protein of 113 amino acids. NCBI's taxonomy places the organism in Eukaryota, Fungi, Ascomycota, Sordariomycetes, Xylariales, Hypoxylaceae. The transcript is spliced from 4 exons. Gene Ontology annotation, cellular component: Sec61 translocon complex. The record is from RefSeq and is a predicted model, not a curated record.